Knipowitschia caucasica is the source of this 2196-nucleotide messenger RNA. The record is from the annotation of a GenBank genome assembly. NCBI's taxonomy places the organism in Eukaryota, Metazoa, Chordata, Actinopteri, Gobiiformes, Gobiidae.
AUGUUCAAUCUGGACAAAUACACUCCAAAUUUACUUUCUGUGUUUGCGAAGAAGGGUGGUGCUAUCGGGGCAAAACUGAAACCUGUUUUGAACAAACAGAUACAGAACCAAACAAUUGAGAUGAGACGUGACAAUGUGAUUCGUGGUUUAAUGCUCUACCUCGGUGAAAAUGAGGAAGAACUCUUUCUAGAUUGCCAGGCGCACUUAGAGGAUGUUGGCCGGCACAAAAUGAAGAUCCUGGUCUGGAUUGCCACCAGCUGCCGGCCCAUCAGUGUGGUUGAAGAUGAUGGGCUCGAGCUUGUUCUCCAGACGGCAACAGGUGACUCUUCUUACAAACUACCCGCGAGGCGAACUAUCAUGAGGAGAAUACAUGACCAGCACGCCACAGAGAAAGCCGCAAAAGAUAAGAAGAUGUUAGAGGCGAGUUGUGUGGCGCUGACUGGGGACCACUGGACCUCUGUCAACAACGAUAACUACCUCGGCGUUACUGUACACUUCAUCGAUGCCAGCUGGGAGCUUCACUCCUUCGCUUUAGGUGUGAUGAAAACAGAGGAGCGUCAUUUUGCAGAAGCGUGUGCAAGGCAGUUUCUCUACGUCGCUAAUCAGUGGAAGAUAGCUGACAAAAUCAGCACUAUUGGAACAGACAGUGCUCCUAAUAUGGUGGCAGCAGGGAGGAUACUGCCAAUCGAACAUUUGCCCUGUGUUGCGCAUGUUGUACAGAGAGCUAUUGUAAUGUCUCUUCGGGAAGGUGGUUUUGAUGGCGCACUGGCCAAGUGCCGUAAAAUGGUCGGACAUUUCAAACACAGUCCGGCCAACUCAGACGAGCUGAAUGUCCAGCAAGCCUCCCUUGGACAAGUUCAGGAGCCACUUGUGCAAGAUGUUUCAACACGGUGGAAUUCCACCCUAGAGAUGCUCAAGCGUGUGAGGCGCAACAGAGACGCACUGCACACAGUGCUGUCUCAGCAGAAGCAGAAUCUGGCCCUCCCAACAAAUGCUGAAUAUGAGAAGUUGGCAAAGCUAGAGGAACUGCUGGAGCCAUGCAGGUAUAUCACUGAGCUCCUUGGUGGGAAUAAGUAUGUAUCCUGCUCUGUGGUUCUACCUGCCCUGUGCCACCUCCAGCAUGUGAUGAAGAUCUCAGAUGAUGAUCCUGCCUAUAUUGCGCGAUUCAAGGCUGCCUUCACCAAGGACCUCAACCAGCGGAGGGAGAAAAUAAACCUGGAAUGGCUUAAGGUGGCGACUACGCUAGAUCCACGAUUUAAGGACCUUAAGUGCUUGCCCAGAGCAGAGAGGGAGCCAGUGUGGGCAAAGCUAAGUGAGUUGGUCAAGGGAGAAGAACCUACUCUGCAGCCACUCAGGGAGGAGAACUCUGAGCCACCCAAGAAGAAAACAGCCCUGCUAUUGAUGGAUUCAGACUUAGACUCAGACUCAGAGACACCAGAAGACAAUGCUGUGGAGAGGUACAAGGUAGAGCCCAGUGCCAGUCUAGAUCAGUGUCCACUGAAGUGGUGGUCGGAGCACAUUGCUGUCUAUGACAUGACGCGGGAGGAAGACUUGAUCCGUAUUGGGAAAAAUCUGGACAAGAUGGUGUCUAGAAAUACUAUGGAUGGAGCAUUGGACCUUCUGAAAGAGCUGAAAAACUUCAACAUGACGCUUAAACUUCUACAGGAGACGCGCAUCGGUAUGUCUGUGAACAGCAUCCGCAAACACUGCACUGACGAGGAGGCCAUCGCUCUGGCCAAAACACUCAUCAAAGACUGGAAACGACUUCUGGAGGCUGAAAACAAUGGCAGAUCACAGGAGGGGAUUAACGGGCUGGUCCAAGAGAGAGAGGAGAGUCCAAGCCGCAGCCACAGCCGGAAACUGGAUUUCAAUGAUGAUUCGGACAAAGAACAUAAACCCAGGAAGGAAAAACAUGAGCUGAAGCCAAAAGCGGCACCACAGCCUCCAAUAAAACUUGAGAAACAUGGAGACAGAGUGGAGAAGCAUCAACCAAAGCUUUCAGAGCGGCAACACAAAGAGGAAACCCUUGAAGACCAGAGGAACGAGCAAAGAGCCACGAAGACUGACGAAAGGAAACACUAUGACGUGUCUAGACGGCACAGCUCUGCAGACAACACAAGGAAAAGACCUGUGGAGCUCCCCAGACCACUUUUUGAAAGGUCAGAGAGGCCAAUCAUCCCAGCCAAUGAUUGUUAG